AUGGCGGUAGUUGAGAAGCAGGAGCCUGAACAGGUCGCUCCCCCGGCCGAGGAGCCCAAGAAAGAAGAAGAGGAGGUGAAGGCUGAGCCGUUUUACAAGCAGUUCUUCACUUACUUCCGUCUGCUCUUCGCCGCCGACCCAACAUGGCUCGACGUCUUUCUCAUCAUCUUCGGCACCAUCACCGCCAUAGCGGCUGGUGUGCCGUUCCCUCUCAUGGGUAUUCUGUUCGGUCAGCUUGUCGAUAACAUGAACGCCGCCACCUGUGCUGCCGACGAAAACCGCGAUGCAUUCGCCUACGAGGACGCGAUCAACGACAAGGUCAUCAAGACCGUCAUCGUCGGUGCCGCCGCUCUUGUUCUCAUCUACAGCUACAUCCUCGCCUGGAACAUCACUAGUCAACGUCUCGCCCAGCGCAUGCGUACAAAGUAUGUCUCAUCUCUGCUGAAGCAGCCGCCCUCCUUCUUCGACAAGCGCGCCGCCGCCGGUGAGGUCUCGAGCAGACUGCAUGGCGACAUCACCGCCAUUCAGUCCGGUACUUCGGAGAAGGUUGGCAUCAUCCUCGCCAGUUUGAGCUUCUUCGUCACCGUCUUCAUCAUCGCUUUCACGAAACAGCCAAAGCUCGCGGGAAUGCUCGUCUCCAUGUUCCCAGCUUUCAUGCUGUCCUCAUUCCUCGGCGGUUCCUACAUCGCCAAGUACAGUGGAAUGAUGACCCAGGCCAUUGCGUCUGCCUCCUCGAUUGCGUCCGAGGCCCUCUCUCAUGUUUCCGUGGUUCAGGCUUUCGGCGCUGGUCCCCGUCUGGAGGCUAAGUUUGCCGACCACAUGAUUGAUGCUCGCAAGGCUGGUAUCAAGAAGGCUGCUGUUGCCGCUGUCCAAGCCGGUCUCCUCUACUUCAUCGCUUACGCUGGAAACGCUCUGGCUUUCUGGCAGGGCAGUAUCAGAAUUGCCGAAUCCAUGUCUGGUAAAGGUAACGGAGCCAGCGUUGGUGAGAUCUACGCUGUUGUCUAUCUGCUCGUUGACGCUUGUAUCAUGUUGGGAUCCAUCGCCCCUAUUCUGCCCCUUCUCGGAGGUGCCACGGCCGCAUACAAGCGCCUCAUGGAGGAUAUCGAGUCCCCCUCGGAGAUCGACGGUACCUCCGACGAAGGCAAGAUUCUCCCCUUGGAUGAGCCCAAGGGCAUUACUCUUCGCAACGUUACUUUCGAGUACCCUUCUCGCCCUGGAAUGCCCGUUCUCCGUAAUGUCGAUCUCGAUUUCCCUGCUGGCAAGUACACCGCCGUUGUUGGUCUCUCUGGCAGUGGCAAGUCUACCAUUGCUGCCCUUAUCGCUCGUCUUCAGGACCCCAACCAGGGAGCGAUUCUCCUCAACGGCCACGACAUUCGCGAGCUUAAUGUCCGCAGUCUUCGUAGCUUCAUCAGCUUCGUUCAGCAGGAGCCCUCUCUUCUCGACCGUUCUAUUCUCGAGAACAUUGCCCUCGGUCUGAUCAACUCGCCCAAAGAGUCUCACCAGCACCUGAAGCCUUUCCUCAAUGGCAGCCAGCUCGCUGAGAUUGCUUCCAAGGGCAAGGACGCUCUGACAUCCGUUGACGGCUAUGGACCCGAGGUUCGGGAGAUUGUUGAGCUCGUCCGCCAGGCCGCUGAGCAAGCUGAUGCCGCAAGCUUCAUCAAUCGCCUCGAUGACGGUUACGGUACCAUGGCCGGCCCCAGCGGCUCUCUUGUCAGUGGUGGCCAACGCCAGCGUAUUGCUCUUGCCCGUGCUUUGAUUCGUGACCCCAAGAUUCUUGUUCUGGACGAGGCUACCUCUGCCCUUGACUCUGCCAGCGAGAAGCGCAUCCAGCAUGCUGUAGAGCAGGCCGCCACCGAGAACCGUACGAUUAUUUCCAUCGCCCAUCGCCUUUCCACCAUCCGCAACGCAGACAACAUCGUCGUCAUGGAAGCAGGCGAAGUCGUUGAGCAGGGCAGCUACAACGAGCUCAUGGCCCGCGAGGACGGAGCUUUCGCCCGUAUGGCCAGACUGCAAACUCUUGGCACCACCGACCGCGCUCCCAGCGCCGGUUCAGUCUCUGGCGACUCCCUCGAUGCCUCAACCCUCAAGACCGACCACGUUAUCCAAGAAAAGGCCGAGGACCCUGAUGAGCCCUCGGAGAAGGCGGCUUUGAAGCAGGAGAAGAGCAACGAGGAAGAGAAGAAGGAAGACGACCCCGCCGUCGGUGACGAGAAGCCUUACAGCAUCGUCUUCAAGGGUCUUGCCCGUCUCAUUCGCCCAUCCUAUGCCUGGUUGAUUGUUGCCAUGAUCGCUGCUACCAUCGUCGGAUGCACCUUCACCGGUUCAGGUCUCAUUUUCGGUUUCACUGUUGGUGCUCUUAACCCUUGUGCCAGCACUGUCUCCCGCAUCCUGUCCAUGGGUCGCUUCUUCUCUGGUCUUCUUUUUGGUCUUGCCUGCAUCGAGUUCUUUGCCAACUUCUUCGCCUGGUCCUGCUUCGGUGUUGUUGCAGAGAAGCUUCUGUACUCUGUCCGCGUUCUGUCUUUCCGUUCUCUGAUGGAUCAGGACGUUCAGUGGCACCAGUCUGAGGGCCGUAGCCCCUCGGGUCUUCUCACCAUCAUCACCAAGGACAGUGCGGCCAUUGGUGGUUUCAGUGGUUCGACUAUCGGUACCGUCUUCGCCAUUUGCGUCAACGUCGUUGUUGCUGUUAUUCUUUCCCACAUUAUCGCUUGGAAGAUUGCUCUCGUCUGCUUGGUCACCAUUCCCCUCCUCCUCGGUUCUGGUUUCAUGCAGCUGCGCAUGCUGGCACGUUACGAAGAGCGCCACUCUGCCGCCUUCUCGACUGCCACUUCGGUUGCCACUGAGGCUGUUCAGUCCAUCCGCACCGUUGCCGCUCUGUCUCUCGAGAAGGAAGUUAUGUCUUCAUACGAGCGUCUGCUACUCCCGCCUCAGAAGCAGAUGGUCCGCGCCUCCGCGACGACCAACAUUUGGCUGGCUAUCUCCAACGUCACCGGAACCUUCGUCAAUGCCCUUGCCAACUGGUGGGGAACUCAGCUCAUCAUGAGAGGCGAAUACACCCAGACCCAGUUCCUCAUCAUUCUCGUCGCCAUGCUUAUCAGUGCCCAGCUUUGGGGUACCAUGUUUGCUCUGGCUCCUGAGUUCUCCCGCGCACGUGGCGCCCUGUCUCGCAUCAUGAACGUCAUCAGCCUCGGCAAAAACGACGACCUGAGCAAGACUGGCACCCAGCCCAAGCAGCUCGUGGGCGACGUCAAGACUCAGGAGGACCCCGAGGCCACUGGAGAGUCCAAGGCCAAGGCACCCCGACCCAACUCCAGCGGCGUCCAGGUGACUUUCAAGAACGUCUCGUUCUCCUACCCCAGCCGCCCCGAUGUCAACAUUCUCGACGGCGUCUCCUUCACUCUGCAGCCAGGCCAGUUCUGCGGUUUGGUCGGUCCCUCCGGAGCCGGAAAAUCCACCAUCAUGAACCUCGUCCAGCGCCUCUACUUCCCUACCGCCGGUAGCAUUCUGAUCGAUGGCCACGACAUCGCCAACCUCCCCAACUCCUUCCGUGACACCGUCGCCAUUGUGCCUCAAGACCCUACCCUUUUCGACGGCAGCGUUCGUUUCAACGUUAACCUGGGCUCUGCCCCGGACAGCGACGCCACCCAGGCCGAGAUCGAGGAGGCUUGCAAGCUCGCCAACAUCCACGACGUCAUCAUGUCCCUGCCCGAUGGCUACGACACCGAGUGCGGUCCCUCCGCUUCCCGUCUGUCUGGUGGUCAGAGACAGCGUCUCGCCAUUGCCCGUGCUCUCGUCCGUAAGCCGCGUCUUCUCCUGCUUGACGAGAGUACCAGUGCCCUCGACGCCGCAUCCGAGGCUGCUCUUCAGGAGGGUCUCGAGCGUGCGUCCCGCGGUACGACCGUGCUGGCGAUCACUCACCGUCUGCACACCGUGCAGAAGGCUGAUGUGAUCUUCCUCGUCGAGGGUGGUCAGAUCGUCGACAGCGGAAAGCACCAAGAGUUGAUGGACAGGAGGGAGAGCUACAGAAUCAACGCCAUGCAGCAGAUGCUGCAGUGA
Messenger RNA from Colletotrichum truncatum, 4053 nucleotides. RefSeq names its product ABC multidrug transporter. Gene Ontology annotation, biological process: transmembrane transport. Gene Ontology annotation, molecular function: ATP hydrolysis activity; ATP binding; ABC-type transporter activity. Gene Ontology annotation, cellular component: membrane. NCBI's taxonomy places the organism in Eukaryota, Fungi, Ascomycota, Sordariomycetes, Glomerellales, Glomerellaceae. The record is from RefSeq and is a predicted model, not a curated record.